Helobdella robusta is the source of this 1971-nucleotide messenger RNA. RefSeq lists its product as hypothetical. Gene Ontology annotation, molecular function: CoA-ligase activity. The transcript is spliced from 15 exons. Bases 1 to 1971 code for a protein of 656 amino acids. The record is from RefSeq and is a predicted model, not a curated record. Lineage: Eukaryota; Metazoa; Annelida; Clitellata; Rhynchobdellida; Glossiphoniidae.
AUGAUUGUUUCAAGUCCUUUCAAAGUUGAUGUUCCUAUUGUUAAUUUGGCUACAUUUUGUGUCGAAAAUUUUAAAACGAAUUUAAAUGCCAUUGCUGCAAAGGACUUAGAGACCGGUCAUUCUCAAACUUAUGAAGAAGUUAUUAUAAGAUCGCACAAUUUGGUGAGCUGGCUAACAUGUCUGGGGUUGAGGAGGAAAGAUUAUGUCGCGGUUGUUCUGCCGAAUUGCAUUGAAUUCCAAAUAAUUAUUUUAGCUUGCCUCUCAGCUGGCAUUGUUUUGGUUCCGAUAAACCACCUUAGCACUGCUGACGAGCUUGUUCAUUACUUCGAUCUUGUACCAUGCAGUUUGAUCAUCACGUCGGAUGAAUUGUAUUCAAAAGUGCAAAGGGCUAUAGCAAUGCAAUGUAAACCUACUAUAAAAAAAAUGAUCGUUAAAAACAACAGUGAAGGUUGCGUUUCACUUGAAGAAUGCCUUUCAAAUUUUAGAAAAAUUGAAUCUAGUGAGGUCGUCGUUGAUGAGAAGGAAAGAGAAUCAUUUGAUCCGUUGAAUGACAUCGCUGUCGUUUUGUUUUCCAGUGGUACAACUGGUUUAUCUAAAGGAGUUAUGGUGACUCACCACGGUUAUGUUUCGUCUAUAUGUCAAAUGAGCCACCCUGCAUACGAAUGCAUUGAAGGUAGCAAACAUUUGAUACUGUACCAACCCAUGUCACAUGGGUACGGAUUCAUUCGAAUGUUGUUUAGUCUGGCCAGAUGUAAAACUACAUUAAUGUUACCGAAAUUUAAUUUACAUUCCUUCCUACAAGCUGUUGAAACUUAUAAAGUUAAAACAAUUUUUUUAGUUCCAUCCGUGGCGGUCAUGCUUUGCAAGAAUGAAACAUCAAAUUAUUACAAUUUGGAAUGUUUAAAGUUUAUAUACAGUUCUGCUGCACCGAUGGGCCAGAAUUUGGAAAAUAAACUAAAGUCACUAUUCCAAAAAAAUGACAUAAAAAUGAUUCAAGGUUAUGGAAUGACUGAAUGUACCACUGUCAGUCAAACUCCGGAUCCAUUUUUCUCUCCUGGAAAAAAUAUUUCUUCUGGAUGUGUUGGCUUGUUGUACGCUAACACUGAAGCCAAGGCUAAUGUGGUCUCGUGGCCGAGUGAUUAUCGUGUCCGUCUACCGCUCCCACGACCCGGGUACGAAUUUUACAGUUUCUACAGGCUCAUUCGGGUAGCCGACCCCCGGCCAACCCAACUGUCCAUCCUUUCAAGGAUAAACAACCUUUGUGGCGAAGAUGGCUGCUUCAAAUCAAUGGAUGAAGAUAUGAAGAACAUAAUAAAAGAUAUACAGAUAUAUAUCUGUAACAUUACCAUUCAGAUGAGGCCGAAUUUCGGAAAGAUCAGAAUUCGAACAGGCCGGAUAGUAAAGCCGGGAACGAAUGAAGAUUUGAGUGCUUACGAGGAAGGAGAGAUAUUGGUGAGGGGAGGUCAGGUCAUGCGCGGCUACUUCAACAACGUCGAAGCUACGAGGGACGCCAUUGACGAGCAUGGUUUCCUGCAUACAGGGGAUCUUGGUUACUACGACGAGAACGGAUUCAUUUUCAUAAAGGAUAGAUUGAAAGAACUCAUCAAACACAAAGGGUUCCAGGUAGCUCCAGCGGAACUUGAAUCAAUUUUGAUGGGGCACGAGGACGUUGCGGAUGUUGCGGUCGUUGGCCUUCCAGAUGAUUUCAGUGGUCAGUGCCCUCAAGCUUGGAUCGUUAAAAAAGAAAAUGCGAAAUGUUCGGAAGCGGACAUCAUAAACUGGCUGUCAGUUAACACUGUCCAUUUUGCCAUUUAUUUUAAUUCAAAAAUAAUUGAACACUUCAUAUUUGUUAUGUAUUUAUGGAUAUCACUGAGUCAACCAAGCAACUUGAGGUCAAGAAUAAGUCAGAUUACUUUGUGUAGAUGCCUCUCGACCGAGUUUCUCCUCACAAGAGACUUUCAGGUGGAGUGA